AUGAUAAAUGGCGAGUCACAUACUGUAAGUUGUAGAAAUACUUGUAAAAAUGGAGAAAAUAAAAAAUCAGUAAAUAAUGAUAACUGUUCAGAAAAAAAUGAAGACAAACAUAAAAAAAAUCAUGAUAAUAAUACAGAAAAGAGAGAAAAAGAAUCGUAUGAAAAUUCAAUAUUAAAAGCAACACUAUUUUUUAUUUUGUUGGCUCAUACAAUUAUAAUUUAUAUACUGAUAAGAAUAAAAAAAAUAAAAAAUAUAAAUUGUAAAUUAAAAGAUAAAACUAUUAUAUUUAUAUCAGAAAUAGUAAAAUUUAUAAUAUCAUGUUUUUUUUAUUCAAAAGAAAAUCAAUUUAAUAUAAAAAUAAUAAAAAAUAAUUUAGUUAAUAUAAUUGUAAAUAAAAAACUAUAUCUUAUAUAUUUAAUGUUACCAAGUAUAUUAUAUUAUAUACAAAAUAUUCUUUUUUAUAUUUCGGUAUCAAAUCUUCCUAUUCCUUUAUUUCAGUUAUUACAUCAAUUCAGAAUAUUUGUAGUUUUAAUAUUUACAUUUUUAAUUUUAAAAAAAAAAAUAAAAAGGGAAAAAAUUUUAUCAAUACUAUUUCUAUUUUUAUCAUUGAUAUCCCUCAAGGAUUAUGGCAUAAAUUUUACCAACUACUUUAUAAGACAAAAUUAUAAUGCCACAAAACAUAUUGAUAUAUUUAAUAUUCCAACAAAUCAUCAUAAUAUAACAAAAUAUAAAUUAUUAAAUCAGUUUAAUGUAUUAUUAUUUUAUUAUAUUCUUGAAAAAAAAACAUUGAAUAAACAUGUCUUAAAAUUACCUAUAUUAUUAUUAUUACAAAAGCAUGAAAAAAAAAAAUUUAAAAAACUAUACAGUGAAACGCAUUCCCAAAAUGAUUUCCAACGUCAUAAUAAUCAAUAUUAUAUCAAACAACUUUUGCAAAAUAACAAAAAUAAAGACAAAACUAGUGAAACAAAAACAUCUAUGUUAAAACAGUUUAAUAUCAACACUGAUGUAAUAAAAAAUAUGAAUAAUAAUAUAAUAGUAGGAAUUAUUUCGACAUUUUUAAUAACAUUUAUUAGUGGGUUCUCUAGUGUGUUUUUAGAAUAUGUAUAUAUCAAUUAUAAACAUUCUUUUUGGCUACAAAAUUUAUUUUUAUCUUUCUUUACAAUAAUAAUAAGUUUAUUAACAAAAAAUUUAACCAUAUAUUUUGAUAUCACAAAAUCACAAAAAAAAGACGAAACCGUUAAACUGCAAAAGAGCAAUCGAGGUGAUCACGAAAAGAGAAAUGAACAGAAUAUUAAAUCACUUACAUAUAUCCCUUUGGAAAAAACAAAUUACCAUAUUAUUAAUAAAAUAAUUUACUAUUUUUAUAAAUAUUUUAAUUCAUUUACCGAAUUUAUUUAUGUUUCUAUCCUCAUAUUUUUAAAUGGUAUAGGAGGAAUCAUAACAUCUGUAUAUAUAAUAUACGCUGGAAGUUUUUCAAAAUUUUUUAUUACACCAAUUAGUUUGGUAUUCAAUAUUUAUAUAUCUUCUAUAUAUUUUAAAGAUUUUGAAUUUACUGUUAAUUAUUUGGUUUCUUUAGUAUUUGUAUUUUUUUCUUUGUAUCUUUUUUUUAAAGACAGUUUAAAACCAGUAGUUAAUAAACCCAAAUAA
This is a messenger RNA of Plasmodium berghei ANKA, 1647 nucleotides long. Its product is annotated as UDP-N-acetylglucosamine transporter, putative. Lineage: Eukaryota; Apicomplexa; Aconoidasida; Haemosporida; Plasmodiidae. The transcript has a single exon. The coding region runs from base 1 to 1647 and encodes 548 amino acids. Gene Ontology annotation, biological process: pyrimidine nucleotide-sugar transmembrane transport. Gene Ontology annotation, molecular function: pyrimidine nucleotide-sugar transmembrane transporter activity. The record is from RefSeq and is a predicted model, not a curated record. Gene Ontology annotation, cellular component: Golgi membrane.